UGGGAAGUUAUUGCUGCUUAUGUGAAUCAGCACUCAGUAGGUGUUGAGGUAACAGCCAAAGAGGCACACAAACAAGCCAAAUCUGUCAGUGAAAAUUAUGGUGCAAUGAAACAAGAGACCAAUGCAAAAGCCUUUCAGAACUUUGCAACAAGUACCAAACAAUCAGAUGCAACGAAAUCGGUGACUAUUACAGAUCAAAUUGAAGGCAAUUGUUAA
This is a messenger RNA of Rodentolepis nana, 216 nucleotides long. The record is from the annotation of a GenBank genome assembly. Lineage: Eukaryota; Metazoa; Platyhelminthes; Cestoda; Cyclophyllidea; Hymenolepididae.